AUGUUCGUCAGAUUAUUCUUAAACAGAGGUUUGUUCUGUGUAGCAGUAAAGGGCUUUGGUAAAUCAAAAUCAUCCAUAGUUCAAUCUAAAACUACGCGUGAAUAUCGGAAAUUUUUUGGAAAUAUGAAAUACGCAAAAUUAUCGCAGACAAAAGAUUUGAUGCCCACUUUAGGUUUAGGUACUUGGCAGGCUUCACCAGAUGUGAUAGGAUCUAUAGUAUAUAAAGCGUUAGAUUUGGGUUACCGGCACAUCGAUACGGCAUUCAAUUAUAAUAAUGAGGAGGCGAUUGGAAUGGCAAUACAAAAAUGGAUUAAGGACAGGAAGGGAUCAAGAAGAGAUUUAUUCAUUACAACAAAGUUACCCCACGUUGCAAAUAGAGCGUCGGACGUAAAAAAGUUCUUUGAGCUACAGCUUCAGAGAUUGCAGUUAGAUUAUGUGGACUUGUAUUUGAUACAUGUACCAUUCGCAUUCCAUUGCGACCCGAAGACCCUCACGCCAAUAGUAAAGAGCUGCGGAGAGUACGAGCUGGAUCAUGACACUGACCAUGUUAAAACUUGGAAGGCCAUGGAAGAUUGUCAAAAAGACGGUUUGGUUCGGAACUUGGGCUUAUCUAAUUUUAAUGAGGCUCAAAUAGCAAAUAUUAUAAAGAGCGCUACAAUUAAGCCGCAAGUUCUUCAAGUGGAGUUGCAUGCAUACUUUCAACAAAUACCAUUGAGACAGUUUUGUGAGGAACACGAUAUAGUGGUGACUGCGUAUGCACCACUCGGUAGUCCGGGUGCGAAGGACCAUUUCGUCAAUAAAUACAAUUACAGCCCUGACAAAUUUCCGGAUCUACUAGGACUCCCAGAUGUAAAGAAAAUGGCUGAAAAGUACAAAAAGACACCCGCCCAAGUCUUACUACGCUUUCUAGUUCAGCAGAACGUUGUCGUUAUACCUAAAAGUACUAGCGAAAAAAGAAUUAAGGAAAAUUCAAACAUAUACGACUUCAAGUUGACUUUGGAGGACAUAAAAACUUUAAAGAACCUGGAUAGAGGUGAAGAUGGCCGCAUCUUCAAUUUCUUAUUUUGGAAGGGAGUUGAAAACCAUCCGGAGUACCCUUUUAAAUUGCCAGUAUCUUUGUUUGGUAUUUGA
This is a messenger RNA of Pieris macdunnoughi, 1131 nucleotides long. The record is from the annotation of a GenBank genome assembly. NCBI's taxonomy places the organism in Eukaryota, Metazoa, Arthropoda, Insecta, Lepidoptera, Pieridae.